AUGAGCAAGAAGUUCUUAAAUACAGAAAUAUUAGUGGAAGCGGGUACAAAAAUGUUGCAAUUGGUGUCGAAUAAAUUUGAUGAGAUUGCCUAAUUAAAAUACCCGGUUGUCCCUCAGGUUUAACCAGGAUUCUUGAGAUAACAAUUUUCAGAAUAGCCUCCCUUAGAACCAGAAUCCCUCGAUAGCAUAUUAAAAGAAACUGAAACUAAAAUUUUCCCUGGACUGACUUUAUGGAGUCAUCCAAAUUUUUAUGCAUAUUACCCAUCAAACAUUACACAUGCUUCAAUAAUAGCAGAAAUAUUUGCUUCUGCGUUUGGAACACCUGGGUUUUAAUGGCUAGCUUCUCCUGCAUAAACAGAAUUGGAAAAUAUUGUAGUUGAUUGGGUAGUAUAUGGUUUAGAUUUACCUAACAAAUUUUUAAUGAAAAAUUAAGGAGGAGGGACAAUAGCUGGCACAGUUUCAGAUGCCAUCUUUAUUUCUGUACAUGUAGCUAAGAGAAGAAAGAUGAAGUAAUUGAAAAUAAAUACAGAUUCUGCAUAAAUUUGCAAAUUUGUAGGUUAUUAUGUCGAGAGUGCUCACGCUUGUGCUACAAAAGCAUUGCAUUUAAAGGAUAUAUAUUAUUAAAAGAAACUACCUGUUAUAUUUAACGAGGAAUUAUAAAAUUAUGUUGUAGAUUUAUAGAAGGCAAUAGAGAUAAUUGAGCAGGAUAUUAAAGAUGGGCUUAUUCCAUUUUGGUUAAGUUGUUCAUUUGGCACAACAGGAACUUGUGCAUUCGAUCCGAUAGAUAAAUUAGGUGAGAUUUGUUAGAAAUAUUAAAUUUGGUUCAAUGUGGAUGCCGCUUAUGCUGGGUCAUCUUGGCUUAUAAAUGAAUACAGAGAGAAAGCCAAAGGCUUAGAGUUUGCAGAUUCUAUAGAAAUCAACUUUGCAAAAUUGAUGAUGUGUGGGUUGACUGGAAGCUUAUUUUAUGUUAAUGAUAAAAGUGAAUUAGCUGAAGCUAUGGGAAAUAAGAUAGAUUUUGAGAUUUAUAAGAAUAAAUUCACCGAUAAUUAUGAUGUUUGGGAUUAUAAGGAUUGGCAGGUAGCUUUGGGUAAGAGAUUUAAUUCAAUUAAAAUGUUUUGGAUGAUAAAAAGCUUGGGAUUGAAUGGUAUGAAAGAAUAGAUUUAAUAGAAGAUAGAAGUGGCUAAUCAUUUCGAACAAUUAGUAAGAUCAUCUAACAGAUUCAGGAUAUUUACAAAACCAUAAUUGGGAUUAGUCACAUUUUUAUUGGUUCAUGAAGAUUUGACUACAUAAAAUAAAUUAAAUAGAAAAAUACAAGAGUUAAUAAAUUAAAACACUAUGCUUGGAUUUAUAAGUGGAUCAGAAAUUAAGGGUGUAUUUUAUCUUAGAGUGUCUAUUUCAAAUCACACAACAACCAAAGAGAAUGUAGAAGAAUUCUGGAAUCAUAUAUCAAAAUUAAGUGAGUAAUUAUGA
Molecule: messenger RNA, 1470 nt
Organism: Paramecium tetraurelia
Lineage: Eukaryota; Ciliophora; Oligohymenophorea; Peniculida; Parameciidae
Exons: 2
Biological process (GO): amino acid metabolic process
Molecular function (GO): pyridoxal phosphate binding; carboxy-lyase activity
Source: RefSeq, a predicted model, not a curated record